CUGAGCUUGACGCUCUCAUGGCCAUCAAAGACUCUCUUGACCCAGAAAACCGUGUGUUGAUCUCAUGGACACCCCAUUCUGACCCAUGUAGCAGUGUCUCUUUUGAGGGUGUGGCUUGCAAUGAGCAUGGUCUUGUUGCCAAUAUUUCACUGCAAGGAAAGGGUCUAUCUGGAAGGAUACCUGCAGCCUUGGCUGGUCUCAAGAGCUUAACUGCUCUCUACCUUCACUUCAACGCCCUUAGUGGAAUAUUACCAACGGAGAUUGCCAGUUUGACUGAGCUGAGUGAUUUGUAUCUCAAUGUCAAUAAUCUCUCUGGUCAUAUCCCUCCUCAGAUUGCCAAUAUGUCAAAUCUUCAAGUUUUGCAGCUUUGUUAUAACAAGUUUACUGGGAGUAUACCUACUGAACUUGGAAGGUUAAGGAAGCUCAGUGUUCUUGCACUGCAAUAUAAUCAGUUAUGUAGCGCAAUUCCUGCAAGUUUGGGUGAACUGAAGACAUUAGCGCGACUGGAUCUGAGCUUCAAUGGCCUUUUCGGUCCUAUUCCAGUGACAUUGGCUAACGCACCUAAAUUGGAGAGUUUAGAUAUUCGAAACAAUUCUCUCUCGGGUAGUGUCCCUACAGCACUAAAAAGACUGAAAGGAGGGUUCCAGUAUAUCAACAACCCUGGUUUAUGUGGUGUUGGAUUUGCUAAUUUAGAUUUUUGUAAAGCAGUAAGCAGUUCCGAACCAGUUAAACCUGAACCGUAUGAACCUAGUAAUGUUCUUCCUGCAUCAGUUGAACCACAAGCGCAAAAUUGCAGCAAUGCUCAUUGUAAAAAGACAUCAGAAUCUUUAAAAAUUGGUUUGGCUUUUGGGGUGAUUGGAGUUAUUGUUUCUUCGACUAUUUCGGGACUCCUUUUUGUCUUGUGGUACCGUCGUUGGAAACAGAAAACUGAAAGCACCGCUGACACUUCUGAAAACCAGCUUAGUCCUUAUCAGAUCAAACAAGCAUGCAGGAAAAGUGCAUAUCCCCUUAUAAGUGUGGAGUAUUCCAAUGGAUGGGAUCCAUUAGGCAAAGGUAGAAGUUGUUACUCUCAGGAGAUUCUCGAGAGCUUUAUGUUCAAUCUUGAAGAAGUGGAGAGCGCAACUCAUUGCUUCUCAGACCAAAAUUUGAUGGGGAAAAGUAAAUUUGCUGCUGUCUACAGGGGAAUUUUGAGAGAUGGAUCGGUAGUGAUUAUAAAGUGCAUUGCCAAGACAAGCUGCAAGUCUGAUGAAACUGAAUUCGUUAAAGGUUUGAAGAUAUUGACCUCAUUAAAGCAUGAAAAUCUAGUUCGUUUGAGAGGCUUUUGCUGUUCUAAAGGUCGGGGACAAUGUUUUCUUAUUUAUGAUUUUGUCUCAAAUGGGAAUUUGUUACGGUAUCUUGAUGUUAAGAAAGGCAAUGCUAAGGUACUUGAAUGGUCUACCAGAGUAUCCAUCAUCCAUGAUAUUGCCAAAGGCAUUGGUUAUCUGCAUGGGAAGAAAGGAAGCAAAAAUACUCUAGUUCACCAGAACAUAUCAGUUGAAAAUAUUCUUCUCGAUGCUCGGUAUAAUGCUUUACUUGCAGAUUCAGGACUGCACAAACUGCUUGCAGAUGAUGUUGUGUUUUCUACCCUCAAAGCCAGUGCAGCCAGGGGAUAUCUGGCUCCUGAAUACGGGACAACUGGUCGUUUGACCGAAAAGAGUGAUGUGUAUGCUUUCGGAAUGAUAGUUUUCCAGCUUCUUACUGGAAAACGUGAUAUCACUCAAUUUAGUCGCCAACGGGUUGAAAGUGCUAGUUUUAAAGAUAUAGUGGAUGAUAAUCUUGAAGGGAUGUUCUCAGAAUCAGAGGCAACCAAACUGGGAAGAGUUGCUUUGCUUUGCACCCAUGAAUCUCUGCAUCUCCGACCUUCUAUGGAUGAUAUAAUGCUACAACUGGGUGAUAUACAGUAG
Molecule: messenger RNA, 1943 nt
Organism: Abrus precatorius (Indian licorice)
Lineage: Eukaryota; Viridiplantae; Streptophyta; Magnoliopsida; Fabales; Fabaceae
Product: protein NSP-INTERACTING KINASE 2
Exons: 4
Coding region: 18-1943 (641 amino acids)
Biological process (GO): protein phosphorylation
Cellular component (GO): membrane
Molecular function (GO): protein kinase activity; protein binding; ATP binding
Source: RefSeq, a predicted model, not a curated record